AUGCUCCUUCGUCGGUCACAUGCGGUCGCCCUCUCUCGCGGACAUCCACAUCGUCACAAUCGCCACUCGCCACAAUGGGCGGCAUCCCCAACAUCCCACCUCCUCACGCACUCCAACCACACCCCCCGCCGGCACUUCGUCCUUGACGCCUGCACUACCUUCCUCACAACCCUCCAUCAAACCACCAACCUCCCCUGGUACCUGACCCUCAUAACCGCCACCCUAACCCUCCGCACAUGCCUCACCCUCCCUCUCGCUCUCGACCAAAAAAAGCGCCUCGAGCGCUUCCACACCGCCACGACUUUGAUCAAGGCGUGGGAGAAUACGUUUCGCCGGAAACAUUUACAAGGGCUUGUUGGGAUCAAUCACACUCUCGCCGACGAGCCCACGCUGCGGCGACACUUACACGUCAAAGGAGUGGAGAUAUAUAACGCGAUGGACGCCAGUCCGCUCAAGCUGAUUUGGCGGCCGUUAGUGCAGAUCCCAAUGUGGGUUUGUCUGAGUUUGAGUUUGAGGCAGAUGAGCGCGUACCCGGUGCCCUUUUGUGAACCGAGGGAGGUGGUCGAGGGGUUUAGAGAGGGGGGUACGGCGUGGUUUGUAGAUCUGGCGAGUGCGGAUCCGACCUUGAUCUGGCCGAUCGCGUUGGGGGCGGCGCAUCUUUUGAAUGUCGAGUUGAACAACUCAAUAACAAAGAUGACCCACCCGCAAGGCACCUCCCGCGCCAUCGUCUACCUCUUCCGUGGCCUCUCGCUGGCCCUCGUUCCCGUCGCUUCACAAGUUCCCAUGGCGUUGACAUUGUACUGGACGACAUCGGCGUUCUAUUCGGUCGCGCAGAACUGUUAUCUGUGGACGCUUGCACGGCGGAGGAGGAGGGUGAAGGAUGCGCUCGCCGCUAUUACUGCGCCGCUUAGGGAAUCGAUUGGGGGGGUGGGAGAAGGGGUAAACGUGUUUGCGGUGCAGGGUGGGGUUAGGGGUGGUGCGACUACGACCGCAAGCGGGACGACGGUGGGGCCUACGCCCACGAUCCCAUCAAAAUCGCACACCGCCGCGACGCCAGCACCAGCGAAAUUACGUCCUAUCCCACCAACACCAACCAACCCACACAUCAAGGAGAUCAAGCUGGAGACGACGAUGAUAAAACCGACCACGGUAGACUCGAAACCACCCUAUGCGCCGUCAUCAUCAACAGUGGCAUCCAAGCCAGCAAAGGCAAAACCGACCCCGCCUCCGACUUCACCACCGCCUCCCCGCCAUCGCGGCUCGAUACCGAAGGCGCGGAAAUCUUAG
Messenger RNA from Fimicolochytrium jonesii, 1287 nucleotides. Its product is annotated as 60Kd inner membrane protein-domain-containing protein. Lineage: Eukaryota; Fungi; Chytridiomycota; Chytridiomycetes; Spizellomycetales; Powellomycetaceae. Bases 1 to 1287 code for a protein of 428 amino acids. Gene Ontology annotation, cellular component: mitochondrial inner membrane. The transcript is spliced from 3 exons. Gene Ontology annotation, molecular function: membrane insertase activity. The record is from RefSeq and is a predicted model, not a curated record. Gene Ontology annotation, biological process: mitochondrial respiratory chain complex IV assembly; protein insertion into mitochondrial inner membrane from matrix.